CCCAGCCUCAGCUUCGGUCCAGGCGCGGGUCAAGGCUCUAUUUUGUUGUGAACAGUCCUGCGAAAGCGCUCGAACGAGAAGACCAACUUUUGUAUCGUUAAUCAACUUGAUCCUCGUGGAUUGAUAACUCAAUUUACUCUCCGAGCAGUGAACUCUCUUCAAGCAGCACAGAGACUCGUUGCUUAUUUUCAUCUCAGCGUCCAGCCGCGUCAGCGCAGUAUUACGAGAUAAAAAAUGCUUUAGAGAAUCGAACGAGCGCCUUCGAAGAUGAUUUUCCUCUUAGCUGAAUGUGGAUAGGUCUGGGUUGUUGUGAGCCACGAAAUCCAAUGAGGGAGAAAGACACGUUUUCUUGGAUCGACACGAGCGCCUCGGUAUAGGAUCAGAAGAGGGGAGAUAGCUCGGGCACACGCGAGACAUUUCACGCCUAAUCGCCACACGCUCCGUCCAAUUUUCAUUAAUUAUAGCUGAGUGCUUAUCGAUGGAAAAAUAGAGGGUGGAAAAAUCGAACAUGAUCGAGGGAACGAGUUCAGGAAUGAGUCAAAUGGGAGUCACUGCAAGUCAAACUGCUUUCAAUCUCCUCGAACGUUCUUCCAUCUUUUAUCCGCCACGCACGGAGGAUGAAUUCUCUCGAAAAUGUUUCAUCGUAGCUUCCACGAACGACGCAACGAAGCUGAGCGUACACGCGCGAUAAAUAUUUGCGUGUUAUCAGUCAAAAAAUAUGCGACCACAGCCGUCGGCCAACCCGGCUGGGAUCGAGCCGGCUCGUUUUUAAUCUCCCCCAAUCGAAAUCCGAGUGUUUGCUCAAUUUCGAUGAAAAUAUUUUCCUACGUUGCCAAUAGCUGCACUGUUUAUAUUCAACAUCUGUACAGGGAGAGUGUGUACGCGGCUCGUGUUUCAACCAAGCACGUAGAGUCCUAUGAAGCUACAUUCUCCAACGUCGUAGCACGGAAUGUAUCAGCAGUAAAACGAGUCUCGUGCCACCUCGAGAGAGGCAGUCUCACGAGGAUAUUCCACCGGUGCACAUAUCGCCGGGUACAAGUUCCUUUUUUACAGACGAAAAAAUGAAUUACUUUAAUUAAAAUAUGGAGAAAAAUAAAACGAAAAUAUUUACUCGAAAAAUAAAUGAUCGAAUUUUCUUCCGACCUGAAAUUUCGCGCUGAAACCAAAAUCUCUCGAGUAAUUAAAAUUUAAUUGAGUUUAUCAAUGAUGUUGAGUACUCGGAAUGAGUAAUGAGUGAUUGAUGGAAAGCCUUUCGCGAUCCAAAGUGUUCCUCACGGACACUCAAGAUCUCGUUUAUAUUUAUACGCGCCUAGCAUCCACUCUGUAGGCAUAAAAAAAGUCGGCGAAUGCUCGAGUUCAUCGGUAUGUGUGACCAGCUCGAGCCGCUCGUACAAAGCUAAGUAACGCACCAGUCGUUCAUAAACAGCGGUGAUUGUCAGUGUUGCGCGAGCCACGACGAUUUCACUCUGGCUCGGUCGCGUAUUCAAUUUAUCGCGUAUCGAACCGCUAAUAUUGUGCGUAAAUACGAUCGAAAAUGAGGGAAAGAGAUAAAUUAUUGGGAUUUAAAUGAACUAUCGGGCUAUUUGCGACUGCAUCAAAUUCGUUAAUCGCACGUUUGAUCGAAUGACUCGCUAUUGAAUAAUAUCGAUCGGGAGAGUUUUGACGUUCAACGCAUUUGGAGGCAUUGAUAGAGGCGGUUUGACUCAGUGUUUCAAUGUGCGAUUUUCAUCAUUUUUGUGACAAGAUCUGAAUCAUCGUUAGCUCUUAUCGAGUGUGUUGCAUGACAGUGCGUGAGGUCUCUGUAAUAUCAGGACGCGCGUAUCUCUACGAAUAACAUAAGAAAUAAUAAAGAAAGCGAAAGUUAAUUUCGCUAGUAAUUAAUAUUUCAAAGUGGUUCACCUCCGGCUCCGAUUCCGAUCGGAAUUAAAAAUCGUUGUUUUAUUGGAAGGAAGCAAGCGGAGUUGCAAAGAGAAACUGGUUCUGGUGAGGCGACCGAAUGUACCGACGGACAUCAAGCUGAAAAGGCAUCGAGACGCUUUCGGAUAUCCUGCCUGACGAAUCGACUGCUCAUUUCCAAAAUGGGCUGCUGCGGAUGUUCCGAAGAAACGGUCUCUAAGGUAGUGCCAGUGACACCCGACCAAGAAGAACCGUCUUUGGGCGACACAGAAAAGGUAUUUACGACCGAAAGAUCGUGCACCGACGUCAUAGCUCUGCUCGUUCUGAUUCUCCUUAUCGGCGGUUUUGGAUUUUUCCUCGCGACUGCCAUCAAGAAAGGCGAUAUUUAUCGGGUAAUCAAUGGUUACGAUAAUUGUGCAAACGUCUGCGGCCGGAAAACGCCUCCGGUGAAGGAUCCGCUGUUCGACUGUCCGAGAGUCGACAAAACUAACUAUCCUUACCUGCUCGUGAACGUCGACAGCAAUGGGGUCAGGUCGAGGGAAUGCGUCGUCAAUUGCACGUCUUCGGCAGACCACAUCGCGUUCCUCAAUCGAUGCGUACCGAAAAAAAUAACGGAGAGUGCCAAUUCGGUCAUCAAAUCUUUAGGGCUUCAGAGCUUUUUUUACGAGGCUUCGCGUGACUUGAGCAUAGCUUGGAGGGAAUUGAUUUACCUGUUGCUGAUUGCCCUUGCUAUUUCGCUCGGUAUCCUCAUAGCUUUUCGUUACAUCGUACAGUGGGUCAUUUACAUAGUUCUCACAAGUGCGGUCGUCGUUUCCAUCGGAGGGACAAUUUACCUUUGGCUCGCUUGGUGGCAAGAAAAGAAAGCCGUUACUUCUGGAUUGAUUCACGAAGAAGAUGCGAGCGUUACAUCUUACAUGACUUACGCGAUUGUUAUGAGCGUCGUGGCCGUCGUGGUCGUGCUCGUCGUGCUCGUAAUGAGAAAACGAAUCGCGCUGGUGGUCCAGCUCUUCAGAGAAGCCGGCAAGGCUGUGUACGCGAUGCCGGCGCUCUUGCUCCAGCCGAUUUACACGUACUUGCUCGUCGGCUUGUCGUUCAUUGCUUGGAUGUACUUCAUCCUUUGGAUCGAGAGCGCUGGUGACUUAUAUAAAAACAGGAAGGGCCACUUCCACUACAAGAAGGAUCCUAUAAUCAUAACUGCCAGAUGGUACAAUCUUUUUAUGUACUUUGUGAUGUGUGAAUUUUUCCUGGGUUGCCAGCACAUGGUCGUAGCAGGUUCUGUGGCGCGUUGGUUCUUCACCAGGGACAAGAAGAGACUCUCGCUGGCAGUGACUCGGAGCACAGCUACCCUGGUGCGCUUCCAUCUCGGUACCGUGGCCUUCGGCGCAAUGGUUAUCGGAUUAGUACGUUUGAUCCGAGCUAUAUUUGCCUUCAUACAAAAACGCUUAAAAGGCAUUGAUAAUGACUGUGCGAGAGGAAUUCUCUGGUGCUGUCACUGCUGCCUCUGGUGCUUCGAAUGUGCGCUCAAAUUUCUCACGAGAAACGCUUACAUCGAGACUGCUAUUUAUGGAUGCAGCUUUUGUUCCGGCGGAAGAAAAGCUUUCCAAGCACUCUCCAGCAACAUUCUUCGCGUAGCAGCGAUCAACAGCGUCGGUGACUUUGUCCUCUUCCUGGGAAAAGUCCUCGUCGUCGCCCUGACCGUUGUUUCCGGCGUUUACAUGAUCCAGAAGAAACACGGACUGCAUCAUCCUUGGGUACCGAUCACGUUGGCCGGUAUUUUUGCUUUUCUGGUAGCUCAUUGUUUCAUUUCGAUUUACGAGAUGGUUAUCGACACUAUUUUCCUCUGUUUCUGCGAGGAUUGUGCAAAGAACGACGGGAUCAGUCGCCCGUACUACAUGAGCCGUGGGCUCAUGGAAUUCGUGGAGAACAGCAAAAAAGCUUUACGUCAUUUGGACCAGGAGAGAGCGACGAGCCCCUCGUAACCCUGAGACCGAUGAGAAUCAUUUUAACCGAGAGAAAUGAACUAACAGAAAUAAGAGACUGCUCGUGACUCGAUUCCCAAAACGCUCCUCCAAAGUUUUUCGAACGCCGAACUUGCAGGCGAAGCAUGAAAGAAUUGAUUUAUUUGUAAUUAUUAUUAUUUCAUAAGAUCGUGUAUGACUGCUUUAUUUAGUUUGACAUGAUUUUUGUCCGGAUCUCGAAGUACCCUUCGGUCGUAAUGAUCGAAAAAUUCAUCGAUGAAAAUGGAAGGGAAAAAGGCGGACGAACGUCCAGAGUGGUUGAAAAAAAACAACAUUUUUUCGUGAUUCAAAGAUGAGGCGAGAAAAUUUCAGUUUCUCGUUGAGAUACGUUGUGAAAGAACUUCCAUCGUUGAUUAUUUAGGCUUAGUUAUUCCGAGUUUAUAAUUCUCGUCGCUGCGAAUUCACGAACGAACGAAAAAAAAGCUUUUUCAUUGCGUCAAUUAGAAGAAAAUGAAAGAAAACCCCGAUUGUGUUUGAUGAAGGAACGACGAUUCCUUGUUGAUUUUCGGUAUCGAACCCGAGCCACAACAGCCGUUCAGUAAUUAUACAAUUCGUACAAUUAUCGAAAUACGUUCCUAGGCUUUUAUGACAUUCCUGAUAACGCCUCUGUUAUCGUGACAAAUUGUAACGCGUCAAUCGCUUUACGCUGUACAUCUCGCAACGAAAUAUUUUUCUACGUCAUCGUAAAGUGUAAUUAUUGCUGUGAGAGAAAAUAAAGCAUUUUUUAGAAAGAA
Molecule: messenger RNA, 4648 nt
Organism: Venturia canescens
Lineage: Eukaryota; Metazoa; Arthropoda; Insecta; Hymenoptera; Ichneumonidae
Product: choline transporter-like protein 1
Exons: 18
Coding region: 2079-3875 (598 amino acids)
Biological process (GO): transmembrane transport
Molecular function (GO): transmembrane transporter activity
Source: RefSeq, a predicted model, not a curated record